AUGCCUUUCCCGAUUAUACGCCCAGUGAAACUGUCUGAUGCCGAUCAAGCAGCUUUCGACCGCGAUCUCAAGGAUGUGCACCUCUGCUAUGAUUACCACGUCAAGACUAAGACAGGAUCAAUAGAUAAAUGGCGAUACGAAGUCUGGUAUCCUAGCUCAUCAAGAGUCGUCUAUGCGAUGCAUGGCGGACCAAUGGCCGGCCGAAAGAACUUCCAGACUGCCAGCUACCAAUGCAUCCGUGAGGGCGAGCUUUGGCAAAUCAAUUGGCACGAAGAAACUGGCACAAUUGGCUCUUCUGCAUACGAUAUUACUCGGAAUAAGUACUACACCAUAGUAGCCUUUUCCAAAGGACACUAG
Molecule: messenger RNA, 357 nt
Organism: Cercospora beticola
Lineage: Eukaryota; Fungi; Ascomycota; Dothideomycetes; Mycosphaerellales; Mycosphaerellaceae
Molecular function (GO): carboxy-lyase activity
Source: RefSeq, a predicted model, not a curated record